AUGGAGAAAACUGUAGGACUUUUGGGAGGGGGACAGCUGGGGCAGAUGCUCUGCGAAGCUGCAAAUCCUCUUGGUGUUAAGGUUAUCAUUCUUGAUGCACCAAACUCUCCUGCUAAACAAGUAAAUGCCAAGAACGACCAUCUCGAUGGUUCUUUUAUCGACGCAGAGAAAAUCCGCGAACUUGCAAAGAAAGUCGAUGUUUUGACAGUGGAAAUUGAACAUGUUGACACAUACGUAUUAGAAGAGCUGGCAAAUUCUGGGGUGGAAGUGCAACCCAGCUGGAAGACAUUGCGAGUCAUCCAAGACAAGUAUUUACAAAAGGAGCACCUCAUCAAAGCUGGAGUACAAACUGCAACAUCACAGGCGGUUGAAGCUGGAAACCUUGAGGAGUUUGGCCGCACGCACGGGUACCCAUUCAUGCUGAAGGCAAGGAAAGAUGCCUAUGAUGGACGAGGUAAUUGUCCGGUGAAAUCAGAAUCCGAUAUCAAGAACGCCCUUGAAGUUUUAAAGGAUAGGUCGUUAUAUGCUGAGAAAUGGGCAAGCUUCAAAAUGGAGCUUGCGGUUAUGGUUGUGAAGACUGAAAAUGAAGUUUCCAAGGAUGGGGACUCUACCAUUGCAUACCCGGUUGUCGAGACAAUUCACGAAGAUAGCAUUUGCAAAUUAGUCUAUGCUCCAGCAAGAGGAAUUUCCAAUGAUCUCCAAAAGAAAGCACAAGCCCUGGCGCGAAAAGCAGUGGGAAGUCUUUGGGGCAAGGGUGUCUUUGGAGUUGAGCUCUUUGUUAUGGAAGAUGGUCAACUGCUAGUCAAUGAGAUUGCUCCUCGACCUCAUAACUCGGGACAUUACACAAUCGAAGCAUGCCCAACAAUGUCACAAUAUAAAUCGCAGCUCCUUUCGAUAUUAGGCAUUAUGCCAUCGUUCCCUAACUCGACUAUCCCUUCAAUGUUCCCCGCAACUAUAAUGUUGAACAUCCUCGGCGGCGCAUCAAAGGAUUCCCACAAAGAAUUAAUGCAACAAGCCGCUGCAAUACCCACAGCCAAUCUCCAUAUGUAUGGAAAAGAAUCCAAACCAGCGCGUAAAAUCGGGCACAUCACUGUCAUUGGCAAUUCUAUGGCUCAAGCCGAACAGCUCAUCUCCCCCCUAAUCACUCUUAGUGACAACAUGCGUGCCGACCGUAAAGGUCUCCCCAAAUCCACAUCCACCACAAUCUCAACCCCAUCCUCCACACAAAAACUCGUCGCUAUUACUAUGGGCUCAGACUCAGACUUACCCGUCCUGAAACCCGGUCUCGCUAUCCUCGAUUCUCUCCAAAUCCCAUACUUCCUUACCAUAACAUCCGCACAUCGUACACCACAACUCAUGGCAGAUUUUGCACGUGAUGCCGCUUCCAACGGCUUCAAAGUUAUCAUAGCGGCUGCAGGAGGAGCUGCCCAUUUACCUGGUAUGAUCGCUGCGCAAACUCCUCUUCCAGUUAUUGGAGUACCAGUGAAGGGUAGUACUUUGGAUGGAAUGGACAGUCUUCUGAGCAUAGUACAAAUGCCAAGAGGAGUUCCUGUCGCAACUGUUGCGAUUAAUAACAGUGUUAAUGCAGCAUUGUUGGCCGCUAGGAUAAUAGGGGCUAGUGACAGUGUCGUGUUUGCAAAAAUGGAGGAUUACAUGAAGAAAAUGGAAGACGAAGUUGUAGGAAAGAAGGGACGAUUGGAAGAGGUCGGCUGGCAGGGUUAUUAG
Molecule: messenger RNA, 1725 nt
Organism: Sclerotinia sclerotiorum 1980 UF-70
Lineage: Eukaryota; Fungi; Ascomycota; Leotiomycetes; Helotiales; Sclerotiniaceae
Exons: 3
Coding region: 1-1725 (574 amino acids)
Biological process (GO): 'de novo' IMP biosynthetic process
Molecular function (GO): metal ion binding; phosphoribosylaminoimidazole carboxylase activity; ATP binding
Source: RefSeq, a predicted model, not a curated record